AUGGUGUUGGCGCUGGGGUCCCCUUCGGGGAUUUUAGGGGAGAAGUUCAGGCCGAGCGACGGCGGCGGCUACGUGGCGUACAAGAAGGCGGACUACGCGCACGCCCUCUCGCGCUCGGACACCGACGACAAGGUGCGCAACAAGCUCUCGAAGCGGCAGCACGAGGACGAGGCGAGCUGGUCGACGCGGUCGUGGCUGUCGCUGCAGGCCCAGCGCAUGUCAGUCGCGCUGCAGCUCGCGGCGGCGGAAGAGAUUGCGACCGAGCUCAGGCUCGCCGCGGCGUCGGAGGACGCCGCCGUCGCCUAG
Emiliania huxleyi CCMP1516 is the source of this 306-nucleotide messenger RNA. RefSeq lists its product as hypothetical. NCBI's taxonomy places the organism in Eukaryota, Haptophyta, Isochrysidales, Noelaerhabdaceae. The transcript is spliced from 3 exons. The coding region runs from base 1 to 306 and encodes 101 amino acids. The record is from RefSeq and is a predicted model, not a curated record.